CUGUGAUUCAGAACGGGUUGCGCCAGUUCCAACCUGGGUUCAAAAACGAAUUCGACAUUAGCCAGUCGUAGUGACAAAAGCAAAGACAUAUCGUUCGUCUCAGAUUCAGCGCAAUUUCGAGUGCCACUUUUUGGAAUCUUCAAUUUUAAUGAAAUAAAUCGCUCAGAAUCCAAUCAACAACAACAUGGGUGUUCGCCAUUUGGAAACGUACGUUUGCAAUGAAGUACACAACGGUUUCGUCAGAGUUAACAUCGAGGCCGAAAUCCGGAAAUAUGCCCGGACACGAGGACCGAAUCCUGCCCCACCGGUUAUAGUCAUAGACCUGAUGUCCUUGUACCGUCCGGUGAAUCUUGCUGAUCUGCGUGGAUUGUUGUGUGGCGGACGAUUCAACCAGGUGGCCAACUUGCUGGAGAACUUCUUCACCAAGCUCGUGAACCUAGGCGCCAGGUUGGUGUUCUUCUACGAUGGACCGGUCCAGGAGACCAAGUACGACACCUGGGUCAAGCGACAGGACGAGAAGUACCACAAAAUGCUCGAAAUCAUCAAUGCCGUGGAUCGUGGUUCGGAUCUGGGUUGGAUCGUCAAUCGCUUGCAGCAUUCUAUACCGAACAAUACUUUAUAUCCGAACCGGCAAAUAGCAACAAAGUACGGUGAGCUGAUGGUAUCCGUGGCGAGGGAGUGCGACCAGGAACUGGCCGCCUACGCGAAUCAGGUUGGAGCGAUCGCCAUCAUUUCGAACGAUACCGACUUCAUGAUCUACAAGGGCUUCUGGCAGUACUGGUCGGCCAAGGAUAUCAAUUUCGGAACCCUGGACACCAUGCAGUAUAACCGCGUGGAGCUGGUUCGAAACUUGGGCCUGAGCUUCAAGCAGAUGCGUCUGUUGGCCACUUUGGGCGGGAACGAUGUAAUCCAGUACGAAGAGGUUCGACACUUUCACUCCACGCUCGGCCAUCACAGGCAGAAGUUUCCUAGAUUGGCCGAUUUUGUUCGCGAGCAACCACCGCCGGAAAAGCUGAGCCAGGAUGCGGCGGCUCUGAGUGAAUUGUUGGGUCGGGUGUUCGGGAGGGCAGCCGUCAACGACGAUUUGAAGGAACGCUUCAAGGCCAGUUUGGAUUUCUACGAAACGGUGAGUGUUGGUAAUAGUAACUCUAACGAUUCUAUAACAUUCCCCAGAAAACAAGUUUCCAGAAAGCUAUACCCAGAGCCGUUGCCGUUUGCGUUGUACAAGUUUACUUGAAACAUGAUUCUUUUU
Aedes aegypti (yellow fever mosquito) is the source of this 1252-nucleotide messenger RNA. RefSeq names its product constitutive coactivator of peroxisome proliferator-activated receptor gamma-like. NCBI's taxonomy places the organism in Eukaryota, Metazoa, Arthropoda, Insecta, Diptera, Culicidae. The transcript is spliced from 2 exons. Bases 185 to 1237 code for a protein of 350 amino acids. The record is from RefSeq and is a predicted model, not a curated record. Gene Ontology annotation, cellular component: nucleus.